GUUCCAAGCAUUAUAAAGUGCAAGUCUUCCCACCAAAAAGGCAUCGUUCGCAUUUCAGGUUUCCAUGACAUCUCCAGCCAUGAAGAAAAUCAAACCCACGCACACCAGCCCGCCAACCAACUCCGACGCCGAACCGCCAAAGCAAAAAGAUGAACAGGAAGAAGGAAACGAGAAGAAGCCCUACAUUCUCCAACUCCCAAACCACAUAACGGUCGAGAUCUUCGGCAAAAUCCCAAUCAAAGCUCUGAUACAAUGCCGCUGCGUGUGCAAGUCAUGGCGCCGAUCGCUCUCGGACCCCCAAUUCACAAAGUACCUACUUUCACAGACACCCGAUUGCCUUUUGCUCCAAAACAGCAGCACCCGAAACCCCACCACCGCCGGCCUCUUCUUGGUCGACCUCGACAAACCCUCAGGCAAGAACGACGUCGUAAUCAGGCUUCCCAAAGACCCCAAUGUCCCGAAUUUCGGUGUGCAAAUUGUGGGUUCCUGCAAUGGCUUCCUCUGCGUGUACGAUAGGCUUAACAGCGGUCGGUUUUACAUCUCCAAUCCCGUUAUUGGUGAGUCCAUAACUCUUCCAAGAUUUCCCAAGGAUAUUGCUUUUCCGUUUCUUUAUGGGUUUGGGUUUAGUCCUGUCGAUGGUGUCUAUAAAUUAGUUGUGGUUGCAUCUACGAGUAACGGAUUGAAAUCGAAUGAAUGGGAGGUAAUGGUUUUGACUGUUGGCACUGGAAGUUGGAGAAAUGUUGGGAAUUCUGUGUACCCUUUUGGGUACCAAUCGUAUGGGGUUUAUCAUGACGGUUUUCUUCAUUGGAUUGCUCGUAGCGACAAUUCUGUAUUGAUUUGUGCCUUUGAUGUUGGAAGUGAGUGUUUCCAAGAGUUGCCAUUACCGCCUUGUUCUUUGGGAAAGCGUCUUGUUAGCCUCGCUGCCCUGAGAGGCUGCCUCUCCGUAUACGUUCUCUCGAUGAGUGAUAUCAAUGUGUGGGUGAUGAAGGAUUAUGGCGUUAAGGAAUCGUGGGCCGAGGAGCUUGUCAUGCAGCAAGUGAUUGGGUACGGAACUAGUUUUUCUGCUACUCAAUUGUUGAAAUUUACAAAGAAGGGCCAAGUGGUGUUUUCACUCAAGUAUAAACUGAGGGUUUAUACUCCUGGAAAAAAGGGCUCUGCUGCGGUUGAAGUUGAUGGAAUACCAUCAAUGGUUGAAGCAUUUGUCCAUAUUCCAAGCGUUGUUUCUCUUAAGGAUGCCAUCAUGGAUUUGAGCUCAGAGAUGGUGCAUGUUAGGCUCCUGGUAGAUUCCAUUCCACAGGCUUACCUGAUGCCUGAUGGGCUUUCUUUGUAGUACUUUAGUCGCUGUGGCACAUAAAUGUAGGUAGUUUACUCAAAUCCAGCCUUUAACUCUGUUGAGAGCUGUCAUGGUUUGCUGAAUAUUUUCUCGUACAGUACAUCCAUAUGCUUUGUGCGAAAGCUACGGCAUUCACGCAAGUUCUUGCUGCAUAAGGGCACUAAUGAUAUGGGGAGCCAUUUGAAUUGGCGUGGUUUUAAAUGAGAAGAAAACAUGGUGUAAUAUAUUGUUAAGAAAUUAUAAAUAAAAUGAGGAAACGUAAUUCCCUAGCUUACCUCUGUUGAUUGCUUUAUCCAUAGUGAUCUUCGAUUGAAAUUUGC
Molecule: messenger RNA, 1653 nt
Organism: Pyrus x bretschneideri (Chinese white pear)
Lineage: Eukaryota; Viridiplantae; Streptophyta; Magnoliopsida; Rosales; Rosaceae
Product: F-box protein At3g07870
Exons: 2
Coding region: 65-1330 (421 amino acids)
Molecular function (GO): protein binding
Source: RefSeq, a predicted model, not a curated record